CAAGGACAAACAAGCUCCUCCUGGCAGCAUUGUAAACCAGCUUUUCUCACAGUUUGGCAGUAACCUGGCGUGUAUCCUGAUUCCAGAAAAGGCAGAAAGAAGGUCCUUCCUGAGUGCAGCUCAGACAGUGGCCACCUGUGUGGAGUCAACAGCCCCGUGUCCUGGGAUUCGCCAGCGUCUGGGCCCCUGCAGAAUGUCCAGCCAGGACCUGAGUAUCACUGCAAAACUCAUCAAUGGAGGUGUGGCAGGGCUUGUGGGGGUGACCUGUGUGUUCCCCAUUGACUUGGCCAAGACCCGACUGCAGAACCAGCAUGGAAAAGAUGUGUACAGAGGAGUGAUCGAUUGCCUGUUGAAGACAGUGCGUGCCGAGGGCUUCUUGGGCAUGUACCGAGGAGCUGCAGUGAACCUCACCUUGGUCACUCCAGAGAAAGCCAUUAAGCUGGCAGCCAAUGACUUCUUCCGGCAGCUGCUAAUGGAAGAUGGGAUGCAGCAGGACCUGAAGAUAGAGAUGCUGGCCGGAUGUGGGGCUGGAAUAUGCCAGGUGGUGGUUACCUGUCCCAUGGAAAUGCUCAAGAUUCAGCUGCAGGACGCUGGCCGCUGGGGGGCCUGUCACCAGGGCUCAGCCUCGCCACCACCCUCCUCCCGUUACUACAGCACUGGCUCGGCUUCCACCCACAAGCGCCUGUCUGCCGCCCUCAUUGCCUGGGAGCUGCUUCACACUCGGGGCCUAGCUGGUCUCUACAAGGGCCUGGGCGCCACUCUCCUCAGAGACAUUCCCUUCUCUGUCAUCUACUUCCCCCUGUUUGCCAACCUGAACAACCGCGGGCUCAGUGAGAACACAGGGAAGGCCUCCUUUGCCCACUCCUUCCUGGCGGGAUGUGCUGCGGGCUCUGUGGCUGCUGCUGCAGUCACCCCUCUGGAUGUUCUGAAAACUCGGAUCCAAACCCUUAAGAAAGGCCUGGGUGAGGAUACCUACAGUGGGGUCACCGACUGUGCCAGGAAACUCUGGACUCAGGAGGGACCCUCUGCCUUCAUGAAGGGAGCAGGCUGCCGGGCCCUUGUCAUAGCACCCCUCUUUGGGAUUGCCCAGGGGGUCUAUUUCCUUGGUAUUGGAGAGCGUGUCUUGAAGUAUUUUGAGUAGAUCUAGUUAGUGCACAAGUCCCUUCCUUAGUCCAGUUUAUGCAAACUGGAAGUUGGUGCUGAAGAUUAAGGAACUGCCCGUGUCACACCCUGCCCUCUAACUUGUAGUGCUACCUCAAGUCUUGGAAGCAGCAACUGACUUUAAUAAGCUGAGCAUAGCCCUAUUCUUCAGGAUACAGCUCUGAAGGACGCUCAGGAGCCCUAACCACGAUUUCUAACAAGAGCAGCACUUGUUUUGGUUGUAUUGAUUGCAGGACUUCCAUAGAUAGUGAAGAUGGAAGGGCUGUUGUUACAUUUAACCUAUCUAUUUUCCACUGAAAUUCAGUCAGUAUACUUGAGUCAGUGUGAGGGUUUAGUGUUAAUCUUAACUUAGUUCAUCCUAGCACUCAUGUUGAGGAAGAGGAGGAUCAGAAGUCCAAGGGGGUCAAAAGCAGCACUUAGGCUGAAUUGGGUGCCUGCUCGUGCAUCAGGGAUGACUAAGUGGACACAAAUGAGCAGCCCAGUCAAGUCUUCCUCCUGGAGCAUGGGUUCUCACACCCUUCCCUAUGGAUGCCUGUGGGACGCUGUGUGAAAUAAAGCUAAAUCUGAAAUAAAGCCUUGUCUUGUAAUAGGGAUGUAGCAGACAGCUGCAAGGAACAGUGUCUGCGUUUGCUGUGUCCACUUCAGAACUGAGCUCCGGCUCUGGAGCACUGCAGUUCACCACUACCUUCUAACUGCUACUCACUAGGAUACUUGGUUCAUUUUUACACCGGGCUUUGAGUCUCACUUCUCUCUAGCCAACACUUCCUAACUGCCUUGAAGAAGUCAGUCUGCUGUGACAGUGUCCUUCCCAAGAGCUGCUUCAGAGAAGAGAAAUAAUGUCAAAUCCUAAGGAAAAAAGCCUGUUCCAAGAGCUGGCACCUACAUCAGUCCCUGCCUAGUGUAAAAUCUGGAUCUUCAAGAGAGAGGACGGUGCUCAGUCACAGCUGUGGUGCCUCUCCGAAAGGCCUACCCUUGUAGACAAGUCCUGCUCCAGAGCAGCUGUAAGACCUUGAGCAGCUCUCAGCAGUCACUCAGGGCAGUGGGGGGAAAAGAAGGGCAGUGAAAGGAUUUAGCCUAGCACAAAGGAAGCCCCCCAAAGGUAAAAGUUACCUUUUAACCCUGCCCAAACCAAUAAAACAAUUCCUUCAAUAAAGGGGCACAACCCACAGGCUG
Molecule: messenger RNA, 2334 nt
Organism: Castor canadensis (American beaver)
Lineage: Eukaryota; Metazoa; Chordata; Mammalia; Rodentia; Castoridae
Gene: Slc25a18
Product: solute carrier family 25 member 18
Biological process (GO): aspartate transmembrane transport; malate-aspartate shuttle; L-glutamate transmembrane transport
Molecular function (GO): L-glutamate transmembrane transporter activity; L-aspartate transmembrane transporter activity
Source: RefSeq, a predicted model, not a curated record